Sphaerodactylus townsendi is the source of this 2328-nucleotide messenger RNA. It is a transcript of the gene NSRP1, whose product is annotated as nuclear speckle splicing regulatory protein 1. Gene Ontology annotation, biological process: regulation of alternative mRNA splicing, via spliceosome. The record is from RefSeq and is a predicted model, not a curated record. The coding region runs from base 114 to 1637 and encodes 507 amino acids. The transcript is spliced from 7 exons. Lineage: Eukaryota; Metazoa; Chordata; Lepidosauria; Squamata; Sphaerodactylidae.
CGACGAGAAGCCGCGGCCUCCUCUGCCGCCCUCCCGCCUCCAUCGCGCCGACUCCGCCCGCCGAGGCUCCACCCGAGGGCGGCGCCAGGGACGGAGCCCGCCCGCCAGCCAAGAUGGCGGCCCCGAGCAAGCAAUAUGGUCUUAUUUUUCCUAAGAAAGCCCAACAGAAAACCUUCAUCAAACAUUCUGUCUUCAUGGAUGACUCUGAUGAAGAGACUUCGGUGGGGGAGAGUCUUCAGAGAGAAGCCCUGAAAAAGCAAGCGAUGAAACAAACCAAGCUUGAGAUUCAGAGGGCGCUGGCAGAGGACUCCACGGUGUAUGAAUACGACAAUAUUUAUGAGGACAUCCAGCAGAAAAAAGCAGAAAGUCACACAGGCGGACUUCUUGCAAAAGAAGAAAAAAAGCCCAAGUACAUUCAGAAUAUCCUCAAGGCAGCAGAGUUAAGGAAGAAAGAGCAGGAAAAAAGGAUGGAGAAGAAAAUACAGAAGGAGCGUGAAAUGGAAGGGGAUGCAUUUGAUGACAAAGAAGCUUUUGUGACAUCAGCUUACAAGAAGAAGCUGCAGGAAAGAGCUGAAGAGGAAGAAAGAGAGAAGAGGGAAGCAGCUCUUGAGGCAUGCCUAGAUGUGACCAAGCAGAAGGAUCUCAGCGGGUUUUACAGGCACCUGCUGAACCAGUCAGUGGGAGAAGAGGAGGUGCCCAAAUGUAGCCUUCGGGAGGCCAGGAUAAAGGAAGAGAAGCCUAGUGGAGAUUUCAGCGACUCCAGACCAACGAGCAGAAGCCCAGAUGUGAAACCUCCGAGACCUCCCAUCCCUCCAAGGGCAGACGAUAGCCCAGAUGAAGACAGUGAGGAAGAAACGGGUAGUCCCGAUGGGAAGGAAAGUGCAAAGGUUCACCCAGACCAACGAAGGAAGGCCUGGCCAAGUGAAGCCGAUCUCACGGGGGAAGGUUCCAAGCCUCACAAGAGCCAAAGAGACUCCAGGCUGGGCAGUGAGGAGAGAGGCGGCCACUCAAAGGAGCCCGCUGCUCACCCAGAGAGAGAGGAAGAAAGAGGAAGCAGGAAGGAAAGGAAAGGGGAACCCAGGGAAAGGGACCCAGAGAGAAAACAGAGAGAUCAUGACAAAGAAGAUCAUCACAGGAGGCACGAAGAGCGGGAGAACAAACAGAGGAAGAAAGACAGGAAGGAGAGAGAAGAGCACGACAGAGAAUCGAGGAAAGAGAGAGAGAAGCAUUUGCACGGGCAGCAGCAAGGGAAGGAAGGGUCAAUAAGCAGUGAAAACCAUGGCAAAGAACGACAAAGGGGAGACAGAGGAGCCAAAAUCAAAGGGCCAAGGGAGGAGAAAGGAGAGAAGCACUCAAGGGAGAGAAAGGACAGCCCUCCGGCCUCAGUGAAAGCUGGCCACCAGGCUCCGGAAAACGAGAGGGGAGAAGAGCAGCCGUCCAACCCGGACGGUGCAUCAGAGCCGAAACGUAAGAGCGCAGAGGAGGAAAAAGAGCAGGCAGAGAAACCUCCGGCCAGCCAGAACAAGUUUGCAAAGCGUAGCAACGAGGAGACCGUCACCUCUGCAAGGGACCGCUACAUGGCGAGGCAGAUGGCACGUGUGAGUACCAAAGCUUACGUUGAAAAGGAAGAAGAUUAGGUAGGUUGUGUUUUUCCUGGGAGGUGGUGUGUGCUCCCUUGUUGGGGAUGCUGGGGCCACUGGGCGAUGCUCAUAGAUGAGCCCCUGGCCGUGUAGAGAUUCUCCACAUAUGUAGGGACGUGGCAAGAGCUUUCACCUUUGCACCUAGGACAUCUUCAUCAAGGUCUGCUCAUCCUGCCCUUCACAGUCUCAGUCCCUGUGUCCUCUGAAUGCAUUUGGCCUCUACACCAGGAGCAGCCUGACCCUAGCCCCGUGGUGGCGAACCUUUGGCACUCCAGAUGUUAUGGACUACAGUUCCCAUCAGCCCCUGCCAGCAUGGCCAAUUGGCUAUGCUGGCAGGGGCUGAUGGGAAUUGUAGUCCAUAACAUCUGGAGUGCCAAAGGUUUGCCAUCACCAUGCCUGUGUCUGCAUCUCAACCAUCACAGGGGGUGGAUACUGCUGCUCAACCGCAAGACACACUUGAAAACUGUGUCCAAUGAGGAAUACAAAUGCAGCUGUCAGUAAGAGACAGCUGCAUUUCCGGAUACGUUUCUGCAUUUCUGGACCCUUCCUUGUUAACUUUCUGAAUGCAUCUGCACUCACGUCCGCAAUUCAGUUCCACACGAAAUAUAAAUGCUGGAUGCUUUUGUUUUGGGGUUUGAAACCCCUUCUGUACAGAAAGACUGAAAUAAAAAGAAAGAUGUUCAUCUUA